Molecule: messenger RNA, 480 nt
Organism: Striga asiatica
Lineage: Eukaryota; Viridiplantae; Streptophyta; Magnoliopsida; Lamiales; Orobanchaceae
Source: the annotation of a GenBank genome assembly
AUGCAGAGAGGACAGCUGAUACCCCAACAGCGUACCCUAAAGAUAGGAAUACGGACAUUACCAUCAUUUUUGCAAGAAAUACUUAGUGGAAAGCCACAAAGAUUGUUGCCGAUGAAGCUUGACUCGUUGAAGCUCCCAAUUUGGGUGCUUUGUGGGAUUCUCCCCGUCAAGUUGUUAUACGACAGAUUUAGGUUACUCAAAAAAGACAUGGUUGUGAUGCUACUUGGAAUCUUGCCGGAUAAUGAAUUCCUGGAGAAAUCAAGAGAUACAAGAUUCUUCAUGUUUCCAAUGUUGUUUGGGAUGGAUCCCGUUAGACGAUUUCGGGACAGGUUCAAUGAUUGGAGUUCCACCAGACUUGUUAUCUCAAUUGGGAUAUCACCAGACAGGAUGUUGUUUGAAAGGUCAAUACUUUUGACCAAAAAGAGAGUGGCGUCGUAUGUGAGUUCUCUGCCCUUUGUCGCAAUUGAUACACUUUCGUGA